GCAAGAUCUCUGGAACAGGGACUGAGAGACAAUGGGAGAGUAUUCCGUCAGCAGGAAAAUAUACAGUUUCAACAAAUUCUAACAAACAGCAGAGGAAUACCGGCACAGUGAAAAUCUUCACUGGAUGUCACCUCCGAAACAUGUAAUGACAAAAGAGAAAGCAUUUCAUUACCAAACCUUUGUGGGAAACAAGUCUGCGAGGCAUGUUUGUGGGCUAUUCAGAAGCAAUUGAAUAACGAACUUGCUUGUUAUAUACAAGGCACAGGAGGAAGGAAGAGACAGCAAUAAAGCGGCUUCGUUUUAUGCUGCUGAUUUAUAGAGGCUUGUCACACGGGUAAUUCUGAACACGCUACAGGAAUAUAAAAACAGUCAAAUGAUCAAGAAUGGUAAAUAACUUCAUCUGCUUCCUGCUGAAUGAUUGCCUCUCCGCACUGUUCAGGGGCUGUCACGAAGCCAGUCCCAAAUCCAGCCCUUCCUAACAUCUGGGACAAAGUUUUCCUUUGUUGCCUCAAGGAGCUGAAAAUACUUCAACGACGUCUUGGUGGAGGAGAGGAAGGUGAACAGUUGAGCUCUCUCCUCCCACUCCACUGGGCAGAGGUCAGUAACUCAUCACAAACCUGGCUUGAAGCUGCCACACUUGUCUCGAGUACUGUGGCUGCUCCGUCAUUAGACUAAAGCAGCCUUUUGGAACUACACAGACAACUGCACGAUCUGCUUCAACGAUCAAGACCGUAGCAAACUGAAAACUUUAAAAUAAAGACUUUUUUCAUACAGAUAGAACAUUAGCAUCCUAACCUUUAAGGAAUUUCAUCCAACAUUGUGUAUGCAGAAACACUGAGUUAACACCAGAAGAGAAAAUUCCACAAACCACAAGACGACGAGUUUGGUGAACUGUGGAGAUUCGGCCAUGGUGGAUCACUGCGCCAACCUCUCACGUUACAUUGAUCUGAGUUUGGCAGAUGCCAUCACCUCCUGGAAUGAGAGUUGUGAAUAUGACCAGUACAUGACAUCUCCUGAUAUAAGAGGGGAGGAAGAUGCCAUCAAGACCUACCAGGUCAGGGUUGUGAUUGGCAUUGUGCUGGUCUGCAUUAUGUUGGUCUGCGGCAUUGGCAAUUUCCUCUUCAUCAUCACUCUGGCCAGGUACAAGAACCUGAGGAACAUCACCAAUCUUCUCAUCGUCAAUUUGGCCAUUUCAGACUUCAUUGUGGCCAUUGUGUGCUGCCCUUUUGAGAUGGAUUAUUAUGUGGUCAGGGAGCUGUCCUGGAACUUCGGACAUGUCCUUUGCUCCUCUGUGAACUACCUCAGAAUGGUCUCCCUCUAUGUCUCCACCAAUGCUCUCUUGGUCAUAGCAGUUGACAGGUAUUUGGUGAUCGUGCACCCGCUGAAGCCUCGCAUGAAGUUACAGACAGCGUACUGCAUCCUGAUUGCAGUUUGGGCUGUGUCCCUGGUUAUCUCCAUCCCCUCAGCCUACUUCAUGACCGAGACCACCUUUGACACUUCUCCCAACAACGGUGGGAAGAUAUUCUGCGGGCAGAUCUGGCCAGUGGACAAGGUACUCUUCUACAAGUCCUACUUUCUGUUCCUCUUCAUCCUGGAGUUUGUUGCUCCAGUUGUGACCAUGUCCCUGUGCUACUUGCAGAUCAGCAGGGAACUGUGGUUCAAAAGCAUGCCUGGCGUGCAAACCAAACAGAUCAGGAAGCGGCUGAGAGCACGGAGGAAAACCGUCCUGGUGCUUAUGGGUAUACUGACUGCCUACAUCCUCUGCUGGGCUCCGUAUUACGGAUACGCCAUUGUGCGAGAUUUCUUCCCAAAUGUGCUCUUGAGGGAAAAGCACUCAAUCACAGUGUACUAUAUUGUGAAGUGCAUCGCAGUGAGCAACAGCAUGAUAAACACGCUCUUCUUUGUCACUGUGAAGAACAACACCAUUAAGUACGCGAGGAGGAGUCUACUUCAGAGUUGCAGUGCCACUCAAAUGCAAGACAAAAGCACUGUGGCGCAAGAGUGCCGAACCUCAGUGCUGCCAGUAUCUGAGUAACUGCUUCCCUGGCAACGGCUGCAUGUCGAAGAGGCUUUUAGGUGUGAACGGAUCCCCUGCAUAACGCUGGUUGAACUGUGUGGUGCUUGGCUCGUAGGUGCCUGUAAACUCUGCAGCAGGCAAAGCAAAACACUGGCUACUUGACCUUUGAACAUAACUGCUGCAAAGCUCUUCAGCCUGGAUUAAGAUGCCCAAGUAGCUUUAAUAUAAAUGAGACAAGCCCCACCAAGUCACAUUGAUACUUGAUCCAAAGGGGAUGCUGAAUUUACAAAAUUCUCCUCCGCAUUCACCUCCUCCUCUAAUUACAAAUGUACAACACUCCAGCUCAACAGCACCUCAUCACAAAUGCACAAGUUUAUCUUUUCUAUUCGAGUGGGCUUCAUGUGGUUUCCUCAGUAACAAUGAAAAUUGAUGUGACUGGAGCCCAGCUCAUUUUUAGCAUAGAACAGCUUCACGUAUAAACCUCAAUCUAACCUCUCCCAAUGUUUUGUCCAUUUGAAUCAAGCAGAGAAGAUUUACGAUUUACAACACUGACAACUAUGCUGCAGAACAACAGACACAAAGGCUCCGUGGAUUAUUCCUUCCCUGAAGGAUGCUGUUAUUUUCGCGCAGUUUGGAUAUUUCUCUGGGUUUAAUGGAAAGGGAGAAAAAGAAAUCGGCACAGAUUGCUUACCCAUUCUCCUGUAGUCUAUGUUAGGAAGCGAGAGUUACAACGGGAUCUGGGUUUGGGUGUGGUGCAGCCCAAGGUCAAGUAGCAUAGCAACACUCCACACCACGAUCACUAACACAAAUCAUUGUCUUCUGCAACAUUGGUGAAGUGGUUGGUCCGAGAUGAUGGCAAGUGCCUCAGUGAUUAGAGCACAGAACUGUGGAUACAUGGACUGAUGCUGGUACAGUCUUAGCUACCGGUCAGGCACUUGAGAGAAAAACUGACUCAAAGGGUUCCUGUGGUAAUGCAGCCUAGGACAAAAAAAUGUAUUCAUCAUGAAAUUUAUUUUGGGAAAUGUUGUAUGUGAGCAAGUUCAAGGUUUUCAAUAACCAAUGUCUCAUCUAAUAACCACAGCAGAUUAAUUUUGAACAACUACAUAGAGGAAAAGCAGCCACGUGACACGUCCCUUGUAACGAGGAUCAACAGGAAAGGCGAGAGCCUCAGUGCUCACGCACGUCAUAGUGCAAGUCCAUUUAGAUGGCCAGGUUCCUAAAAUCUCCAUAACGAAGCUCCGAUGGAAACGAAACCUUUCUCAUCAGGUUUAUUGGUCUCAACUGUUUUAGAGUUGGUUAAGCGUCUGGAAUUCUCUGCCCCGGUGAGUGGUGGAUCAUUAGAAGUCUUUCAAAGGGGAGGUGGAUAAAUAUUUGAGAGAUCAAGGAACAGAGGGCUGUGGAGGAAUGGCACAGAAGAGGAGUUGAGGUCAGCAUAGAUCAGCCACGAUCAUAUUAAAUGACAGGACAGCCUGAUGGCCUGCUCCUGCUCCGAUUUUCUUGUGUUUCUCGCAAGUCCAGAAGCCAAAAGAGAUAUGACUGUUUUCUGUUAAAAUGGUCAUGGUAUUAUUCCAUGAGUUAUUUUUUUCAGAAUCCCAUACCUGAAACUGAUUUUACUGGAAGCAUAUCAAUUGUCAAUUUCAAGCUAGUUGUACAUGUGUUUUUUUUUACAUGCCUCUCACAUACAUGUUGGGAAAUCUACCAAUUCUGGGCAGGGUUUGGUAGAUUGGAGAACUGGCUGAUCUUACAAUAACCUGCAUUUUAAAAAGUACCAUAUUUUGCCUAAAACACAUCUCCAUAUUUCUUGUUGAAUAUUGGAGAAAUUGUGGAGCAUCCUCAACAAGCACAUUCAGUUCAGUCUGAGUUCAGAGAUAAUAUGCAGAAAAAUGGUGAAACCAACACAAAUUGAAUAAUAAAACAAAAAUGAUCAAGAUUGUGACAUACCUUGUAAAUAACUUCGACGGCAUCACAGACCAUUCUUUCCUCAAGUAUGUCCUGUUGCAUUAAACAGAAGCUUGUGCCCAAAAGAGAAAUUCGUCAACGAUUGUUGGCCCUGCUUUGUCACCUCUGUGCAAAAUGAACAGGUUCUUGUCCAAUCCUGUGGUGCAAUAUAACAACUGUUCUUUAUCCAACUGUAACCGUUGUCCUGUUUCUAUUC
This is a messenger RNA of Pristis pectinata (smalltooth sawfish), 4172 nucleotides long. Its product is annotated as prokineticin receptor 2-like. The transcript has 3 exons. Gene Ontology annotation, biological process: neuropeptide signaling pathway. The record is from RefSeq and is a predicted model, not a curated record. Gene Ontology annotation, cellular component: membrane. NCBI's taxonomy places the organism in Eukaryota, Metazoa, Chordata, Chondrichthyes, Rhinopristiformes, Pristidae. The coding region runs from base 908 to 2035 and encodes 375 amino acids. Gene Ontology annotation, molecular function: neuropeptide receptor activity.